CGCGACGAGGGUCAAAGACGACGUCCAGGCUAGAUUUCACAUGCCUAUCCGCUCAGCGAAAUGCGGUUUCAUACCGUCGGACUUGGUCCAAUAGGUUCACUCAUCACUCAUCAUCUGAAAACCAGCAUUGCUCCCACCGACACGGUCACCAUCAUCCGUAGGAACUCCAGACAAGCUCGCGAAUUUGGCGAGCUGUUUGGAAAUACUCUCCGCGUUGAACACCAUGGCAUACCUUCCAUCUCGACGGGUUACUUUUGCCAGAUUCCCAAUCCAUCACUUUCACAUUCUCCGAUUCCACAGCAAACAUCAGAGGAUAUUAUCGACUCACUGGUAGUCACCAUGAAAACAUACCACACCUUUCCUAUGAUGCGCAUGCUUUCCUCGCGUUUAACCUCCGCUUCUACUGUCGUCCUUCUUCAAAAUGGUAUGGGCAUGUACGAAGAGCUUGUGCAACGUCUAUUCAGUGAUCCUCGAGAGCGUCCCAACUUUAUCCUUGCAACAAUCACCCACAAAGCAUAUACUAACCACAAUUUGGGUGACAUCGUUCAUACACACGUAGGUGAGCUCGCCUUCGGGAUCGUUCCGAACGGCACCAACAGGGAUUUUGAUGCUGGUUUCCGUGAUGAAUCAGUUCCUCUAUUCGACCGCAAAGGUCGGCUUUCAGAUAUCGUAUCUUCCCCCUCCGAUCCCUACUAUGAUCGCUAUAAAACACUCCGGGACACCGUGGAGGCACUUCUGAAACUGAAGUCUCUCAACCCGUCAUGGAAAUCCCUCACAGAGAUUCAGACAAACUUGCGAUGCAAUCUCGCUUUGCGCUCUAUCGUUGAUCCCCUCACCGCUCUACUCAACUGUCGCAACGGCCAACUUCUCCACUCCCCUUCGUUCCGCACCAUCACACGUCGGGUUACCUAUGAGGCUUCCCGAACAUUCGCUGCAGAGAUAGAUGCCCAUCUCGAAAUGGCUAAUUCCAUGAACAGGGAUGAGGAAGAUCUAGCCUCGCGUACCAUUCUCCCGCGAAAAUUACUUCCGCUUUCGUUGGAGGAGGAUGUCCUAAAGUAUGUACUGGACACCAAAGGGCAUAUUUCACCUAUGUUAUCAGAUAUAAGAGCAGGAAAACCGACAGAGAUCCUAAAUUUGAAUGGUCACCUACUUAAAAUGGCCUCGCAGUACAAGACAUACGUGCCUUGGACGGCGUUACUGCUAGAAUUGGUCCAGACGCGCAGUGCUAUACCGUUGGAUCAGAUGCUGUGAGAUGGGACUUUGGAUGGAUGCCGACGUUCUCGUCUACUUCGCAUUGGGGUUUGAGUAGCUUGUAUUAACAUCUAUCAUAUUAAUAUUAGCUGACUUACCGAUAAUCUAUCAUGGCACGAACAAAGAAGGGUGGACGGUUCAGGUUACAAUGAGUUGAUGGCGAUGGCAGUCAACGAAAGUUAGAUAUAUUCGGCGUUUUACAUGUCUAUGACAGGCGAGUAGAUUUAGGAAAU
Molecule: messenger RNA, 1484 nt
Organism: Guyanagaster necrorhizus
Lineage: Eukaryota; Fungi; Basidiomycota; Agaricomycetes; Agaricales; Physalacriaceae
Exons: 2
Coding region: 61-1251 (396 amino acids)
Cellular component (GO): mitochondrion; cytoplasm
Molecular function (GO): 2-dehydropantoate 2-reductase activity; NADP binding
Source: RefSeq, a predicted model, not a curated record